Messenger RNA from Protopolystoma xenopodis, 196 nucleotides. Lineage: Eukaryota; Metazoa; Platyhelminthes; Monogenea; Polystomatidea; Polystomatidae. The record is from the annotation of a GenBank genome assembly.
AUCGCUGGACCAGACGACGCCUCUAAUUUCGACAAAUAUCCGGAUCAGCCAGAAAUACCGCCUGAUGAAUUGUCAGGUUGGGACGAGAACUUCUAGAUCACGCUCGAUGUUGCCCAGUUCUACUGUCCAUGACACUUUUGCACUUUACUUCAUUCACCUUGCCUUUGCUGUCCAAAUCUUGCUAAUCUUAUUUUAA